Messenger RNA from Drosophila montana, 680 nucleotides. RefSeq lists its product as uncharacterized. The transcript has 5 exons. The record is from RefSeq and is a predicted model, not a curated record. The coding region runs from base 19 to 495 and encodes 158 amino acids. Lineage: Eukaryota; Metazoa; Arthropoda; Insecta; Diptera; Drosophilidae.
UAGAUUAGAAUCGAAAAGAUGUGUUAUGCGAAUAGCUGCUGCUUCUGCAUGUCAUUACGGUCGGGCUGCAUUGCGAUUUCACUUUUUUCAAUUUUUAGCGCUGGCUUAAACAUUGACUUCAUUAUCUCGAUCCUUACUGACUAUAAAGUGGCCCGAGUAAAAUAUCUAUUUCCAGUAACCGAUAUAAAUGUUUUGCUUCAGCUGGUGCCAGAAUUUCUAAUGAUAAUUGCCGCGAUUUUCUUGUUCAUUUACACAAUAGCGCACAUAACUUUUUUUGUAUUCUUAUAUGUAAUCCUUGCCGGCAGUCUGAUGCUCUAUGUACUAGGAUUUAGCAUAUUUUCGACCAUAAUGCGCUCCAAUAUGAUUGUCAAUGAAAGUAAAAUGUAUUUGAUUGCUUAUUGGAUAUAUGUGGCCUUUAGUUUCGUAACAACGAUAUACUUCCUGUAUAUCGCUCUCUCCUAUUAUAAAUUUAACUUGGAAUCGAGGCGAGGCUAAGCUUUAGGCUGAGCACCUAAAGGGAUUUAUGCAAAAUAAAGUUUGAACUCAAAAUUGAAAUGAAGUAUCAUGUCUAGACAUAGAUCAAGUUUUCAGAGUCUUUCUUUCGGCAUUCCUUACUUUUAAGGCCACAAAUUGUAAAUCAAUAAACAUGCUUUGACUUUUUGUUUAUUUUAUCUAUAAUA